AUGGAUCACCUACCACUGGAGAUCAGGCAUAUUAUCGCCGAUUGGACAGGCCACAUAUCUAAGGAAAGCCUUCGAGCCUUGUGCCUAGUCAACCGAAAAUGGCAUGAAAUUGCCAAAGCAUUGUUGAGCAAGCAUAUUAUCAUCCGCUUGAGGGAAGGGAGAACCCCUGACGUACCGGAUGACCGACGUAUUCUCACACAAGCGAGACAACUGAGCAUUGUGGCAGAAUGGACCCCGGGUUCCCACAGUAAGAGAUUUGUCCCCAAGCAAAUCGACGCUGAGACCAGUAAAGGGCUUGACCAGUACUACUCCGACAUCUGCCGUUCUCUGGAAGGAGCCUUUUUGGAGGAUCAAAACUUCCCCAAAGCUGGCUUCUACGUUGGGGGAGAUUGGAGUCCGGUCAUUGAUCUGAUUCGACGAAUACCUCAUUUACACGAUGUGAACAUAUUUGUUUUCUAUGGUGGGCCGGUCGAGCUCUUUGAGGCUCUUUCGCAAUAUCACCCUGCCUGUCGAGUGUCUUUCUUCAGCACCGUGAUGCGUCAACACCCACUUAGGGAGGCUGGCAUGUUUCCCAUUAUAAAUCCAGUGUGGCUUUCUUCGCCAAUGCUCUAUGCUGCUCAUUUGACAGCUUUGGAAGAUAGUGAUCGGGGCCCACUUUUCAGACAUCCGGAUAGGCUGCUACAGAAUAUUGCGUUACAUGCGCCUAAUCUUAAAAAGAUCGCAUUACGGAUUGAUGGUCGAUGCUACGGUCAGACCAUAAGAGGGCAGCUCGACAGAAUCAAAGUGGACAAUGGCGCCAAAAGCGAUGGACUACGUGGACUCGCCAAAAUUGAAACCAUGUCAUGGCCUCUUGGCAUGUCCGAAAUGACAGCCUUGCAGUUCCAGGAUUGGCAAACAAUUACCGAUUUUAGUGUGUUGAGAUCUUUGAAUCUUGGCUGCAUUACAGAUUGGACAAUACUCCAGUCGAUCGCGGAUGAUCACCCAUUUCGCCAGCUGAAGCGACUCACCAUUGCCCUAUUUCCACAAAAAGAUGAUCGUCCAAGAUUUUGGCAAGCGUCGGAGUCGAUGUUCACUUCACUACCUCCGUUGACAUAUCUUUGUCUUAUGGGAAUGUACACUCCUGAGUUUGCCAACAACGUGAUUGGACAUAAGCACGGGAAAAGUCUGCUCGAACUGGGAUUACAUGGGGAAAUAGGACCCAAAUCAAGUUCCGGGGGCAUUUCUUUAUCGGAAUUGAAACUGUGCCGCAGGGGGCGGGCUGGGCCUAUAUUUUCGGCUGAGCAUGUUCGAGAGUUGGCAAAUCAUUGUCCAUCUAUCCAGAAUCUACAAAUCUGUAUACAGCGAUAUCCAGAUGCCCAGACGGAUAUGUCGAGUGCUUUGGGCCGGUUUGCAUGCCUGAAAAAACUCUACCUCGUGUUGAAUUGCCUACCAGAAAUAGAUGCAAACAUGAUGCCAGUCCCGCUGCGAGAGCUGACCGACUUUGAAAAGGGUCUCGCAUCGGAUGUUCUCCGUUGGGGGAGUGAUACCUGCCCUAGGUGGUUCAUCCGGGACUACAUGAUCAACUGCGAUAUUAGCGAGAUCUUCGUCACGGAAUUCUUCACACAAAUACGCACAGCCCAAAAGAAUCUUGUUCAGCUUGUCAUGACUCCUAUAGUCGGUGAAUGGGCUAAGUAUUCUAAAUCGGACCAGUACUCUUGGGUCCCCUUUGCGGUAAUGAAAUUUCUCAUUUACUGUCCUUCCAACAAUUUCGCUUCUGUCUGGGUGGUCAAAGAAGACCAUGAUACAGAAUUGCAUGCGAUACGCAAGAAACCAUUUUACCCUCCCUCCCUUGAUGGGAAAUACUCAGACGAUAUAUUAUCAAUUUUCUGUUCCACUGGCAUAUGGAAUCCAGAGCCAGAGGUCAAGACUUAA
Molecule: messenger RNA, 1911 nt
Organism: Penicillium psychrosexuale
Lineage: Eukaryota; Fungi; Ascomycota; Eurotiomycetes; Eurotiales; Aspergillaceae
Exons: 2
Coding region: 1-1911 (636 amino acids)
Source: RefSeq, a predicted model, not a curated record